GUGUCUCUCGCUGAUAUCGAGUAAAAAAUAAUGAAAAUACAAAGAACCUGACAUUUGUAUGGGCGAGUUGAAAACUGUGUGAAUUAAUUUAUUACAACGCGUAUUACGUCGGCAGUGAAUAACCGGCGUAUAAAACGAUAUACGUUAAAUAAAAAGUAAUUUCAGUCGGAAACUACUACCAUACAAAUAACCACAUCACGCGUUCAUACGUAGCCCCAAGGUUGUAAAGCAACAUGGCGACGAAUAUCGCUCUAUUUUUUAAUAACAAAUGAAGGCUGCGUCUGUCGUAAUUAUACACGAAACCGUUAUGGCGAUCUAGUAUUAAAAUUUCCGGUACCUCUGUUCGACGCGUUAUAAAUUUGCCAUAUUCUCAUACGCUAAAUCGACAGGUAAGCUCUGACCGCUGUUAUAGGCAUGUGUCGGUCCCGCGAUUACUCGUCUUGAAUCUAACAUCACAACUCGGCUCCGGCUGCCCGUCCUCGCGAGUUCAACGCAUCCAUAUUUAUAACCACGUGCGACGUGUUAAUGAGGAUAAAUAGCCGUACAUUGUCGACUGACGUAUACACCCGAUUAACAGCCCCGUUGAAUAUCGGAAACUGCUAAAUACAAGCUCCGUUUCAACACUGAUACUCAAUUCGAAGUAAAUUAUAACGAUAAAAUGGAUCCUCUUGGUGGGGAUCAACGAGUGAUACAACAAUCUCGAUCCACUCGUGGUCGAGGCCGUGGAUCUUGGGCACCGACACCAUCCCAGGAGACACGGGGACUCAGGCGACCACAUCACACUUCUGCUGCCAGCGUAAACACAGGUUCCAUGGAGAACACUGGAACAAAGACAGAUGGAGCCAAAGGUGACAUCGUCAAAAACUCAACACUUUCCGUUGAUGCCGCUGAAUUCGUACCCAAAAGCUUCAGUCCAGCGCUACCGAACCAGCAACAAUCUGGAUCAGCGAUGCCUAGACACUCGGUUCAGAAUCGGCUGAAUAAUGCAAGACAGGGCCAUCAUGGUGGGCAUCAACACGGCUUACAUCAACAGUACGUACCUCAGCAAAAUCGCUACAUUCCACAUCGGGAGCAACAGGUCUACAUGGGUCCGCCACAGCACCAGCAUUAUAAUCAGUACUCAAAUACUCAAGAUUACGGGUAUUACGACAGAGGAUCAGGGGAUCACAGCAGACAUCAGGCCGAACAAAACGAGUUAGAUGUGGAAGGUGAUGGUGAAGAUUGGAGCGGAAUGAGGGGAAUGAUGGGACAGCUAGAAGUGGCGAUGCGGACACUCACUCUCAGUCCUGGGCGGUUUGACUCUUUGGUUGCAUCUCUCGUUGAUGCCAUUACUCCAUGUCUUACUAAUACAGUGCAGACGCAAGCUAUAAUUGGAGCCAUACUUGGACAGUCCAUAAACGAAGGAAAUUUCCGGUACAGCGGUGCACGUCUUUGCACAUUUUUGGAUAAUGCAGCUUUAAGCGAACGUGCUCCAUCCAUUUUCAGAGACACUCUCGUUGCUAGAUGCCGCGAGGAGACAGAAAAGUCAAUUGAGUUUUGGAUGCAGAGGAGUUUACCAGAAGAUGAAGUAAAGGAAAAACUUUGCCAUGGGUUAAUACUGUUUUUGGCUGAACUAGUCACUCAAAUGGAGUCAGAACCAGCAUCUGUGUUGGGAAAAUUGUUAAUUGAAUUAAUGUCUGCUGUUCUACAGCGCCCUGCUCCGAACUCUGCUAAACACAUCUGCCAGGCACUUAAGUUGGCAGGUCAAACUCUAGAAAGAGACAGUUGCGGUGGAGGGGCUGAGAUGGAAAAUGUAAUGCGUAGGCUCACUGGGCUUGUGAACGAUGGUCAGGUCGAUGUUCACGUCGGUCGAAUGGUUAAUAGCGUAGACGAACUCCGUCGGGGAAACUGGGGACGUCUUGUUUCAACGCACGGACCUUACAAUUCUACCGUCAAUGAUAGUCCUCAAACACCUGCAGAUGUAUCGCAACAGCCAUUAACAAAUGAGCCCGUGUUUUACGGUCCUGAUGGCAACGUUUUAUCUCCAGAGGAGAGCAGAUUCUUGCAAGAUCUAACCGGGGACACGCCUGACGUCGAGGAAUUCGGCGAGGGAGAGGAUGAUGGCGACAUUGAUGGUAUUUGGAAUGAAGAAGGAGACGAUGGUGGGAUGGACGAUGACAUUGCAGCAGCCUAUGAACAGUUUUUAAAGCUUGCUCCAAAUAAAAGCAAUGGUAGGGCACAACGAUAAGCAUUUUACAAUUUUCAAAUCGUGACCACUGGUACAUUGAGCCACACAAUACACGUAUCGUCUUCAAAUACCCAUUUAUUAUCAACAUUAAUAAGUGAAAAUUCUGUACAUUUAUCAUUGUCAAUAUCAGUCAACAUUACGCAGCUUCUGAUCUUCUCCGAAUCGUACUCGUUAUCUAUUUAAUAGUACAGUUUUCUCACCACAAUAUGAAUACAUACGUACAUACAUACAUACAUACGUAUAGCAUUGUAUAAUGCAUGGAUACAACCGUGUGUUCAUAGCAGCUGUGCAGGUAACACAUCAAUAGAAAGACUUUUGGAAAGUCGAGUCUCACGCAUCAUGAGUGAAAAGAACCGUCUUACGUUGUCCAAUAUAUCAUGUCUGAUACAUAAUGUGCGAUAUUUCAUUUACUGUAUCGCGAAUAUAUUGUCUCGAGGUAAGCGAAGCGGGAAGCAGUUUUCAAUUGCCAGAUAUAAAUCAAUUUUUGAAUUUGAAUACCAGUUCGGCUUUGCUUGAAUCGAAUCGAUACAUCGCUUGAGAUGGACUCCAUUAAUUUAAGUUAGUUGUGACUGUAAUUGUAUUUAGUGUAAUAUUGAUAGCACGUUUUAACUCUUAACGGUCAGAUCCUCUAAGGAUACAUGAUCGAAGAAAAAUACAUAUGAGGCGUUCUUAGACUCAUUGCUACUCACAUCAGUCGAGAUUGACCGUCUUAUCCCGAUAUUCAACAAAUUGGGAACUUCGAAAUGGUAAUUUAUAUAAGUAUGGUAAGGAAUAGUAUGAUUAUAGCAUAUUUUUUCGUACUAUAUUUGUUAUUUAUUGGCUAUAAUAUUAGGUACGGAAUCGGAAGGGAUUUUCUUACAUUUUGUGCCUUUGCCAGGUGACGAUGUGUGCUCAUAUGCAUAUUUUUUUCUAGUUCCAAAUGAAGUAAUUUACUAUCAAAUGGUUGUGUUUUGUAUUCUAAGUACUGGUCCAGUGUUUUUCUACUGUGCUUGCACUUGCUUGAAAUUACACGUUAGUUAAUUUUCUUUUGAUAAUCCUAGAUUCUCAAAUUUUUUAAUGUUUAUCUUGUCACGUUUACUUGUUUUGUAAAAUUUUUACUAAUAGUAUGCAAUUGAAAAAUCGCAAAAUACAAAUUACAGAUACCGAUUUCAUUCUAUUUUGCAGUGAAUAUUGCAAAAAUUCCUUUUUGGUAAUUGGAGGGAAAAAAAAAAAUUCACAUUACUUUAUAUUUUGAAUCUAUAGGUAAAUACGUGUCCUUAUGUUAUAUAGUUCUUCUGCUCAUUUAGUAGUGGAAAAAAAACCAUUGAAAUUUAGGUUCGGUGUUCAAGUGAUCAUCCGUGUAUAGCAAUCCCGAAAAAAUCCAUAGGUCCUAAAACUAUUCCAAAACCCAUGACACUUCAUGAUAUGCCAACUGUCUAUAAUUCCACUCAUGCUCUAAAUAUUUCUUGCUCGUUAGUGUGGAAGAAGGUCAAUCGUAUUGUCGUAGGUCGAUCUUGCAUUCAUGUAUCAAUGCAAACAGUGAAACGCACUGUCGAGUCUUACAAGGAUACUGUCAGACCUCCGGAUCACGGAUCAUGUUAAAAUUUUUAGAGGUGUUUGGUCUAAAAUAUAAUACUUUGAUGUGUAGUUUCAUCCAUUAGGCCUCUCUUCUCGCCUCUAACUGAUUAAAUUAGCAGUGUGAUGAGCGAAAUGCCGUAAUAAACUAAACCUAUUGUGUAUUUUUGCCUUAAAUAUUAAUUUUUAUUGUGCUCUAUUUCAGUUUCGAUGACAGUCUCAUACAGAUUCUAGUGUAAACGGAAAAAUUAUUAUUUCACAGCUUUAGUGAAGUUUAAAUUGCGAAUUUCCAACAACCCGAUUUAUAGUAAAUUGAGCGAAGAAAGGCCCAAUGGAUGGAAAUAAACAUCAGAAAUGACACUUCUUGGACCAAAGAGACAUCCAAAAGAUUCAGCAAGACCCGUGAUCCGAAGCUCUGAUACUAUCCUUCAUGUCAGUUUGAAAAAAAUUGGUAGCAAAGCCUAUCACGUUUAGAUACAAUGAGUGUUUUUUAAUACAUCUGUUUCAAUAAGAAAUUAUUUUACAAAAAUCACUCUUCUGUCCUACGAAAUUCCCAGAAAAUAUGUUGCAUGUAAAUUAAAAAAAAAGCGUAGGUAAUAGCGCCAAUUUUUUAGACUUUCCAAACGCGAGAGCACAUUACGACGAAAUCAAUACAAUAUUUUGAAAUAACUAAAAAUAUAACUCUAGCCUAUUAGAUUUAACACAGUGUGGUUCGAACAAAGCAGCGCUUCAUAUAAUUUAUUUAUUCAAAGUAUAUUUUGUUUUACUAAUUUAUUCGAAUUAAAUGCAAGGUUGACGGGACGAGGAUGUGACAUACCGCGUAUACAUUAGGGUGUUUGAGAAAAAAUAAUUUACGAUUUUUCACCAUGGCACCCCCUAAAAUGUUUGUUUGGGUUAAAAGAGAGAUUGUGUCAAAAUAUAAGCGUUCUACGUUAUGCGGAAGAUCGCACUUAUUUGACUUUUCACUUUUUUCCCCGUUUUUUUUGAACUUGUGAAGAAACACGUUGUAGCAUUUCAAUUUACUAUUUCUUCCCUGAAAUUUAUAUUCAACCCAAAGAUCAUGAUCAUGUAUCACCCGGAAUCUUAUUCUCCUUAAUUAAAAGUUCGUACUAAAUUAUAACUAUUAUAUGAGAUUGAAGUAAUAAUGAAAAAGGUGUCAGAUACACUCUUCAAACAUCAACUGGCGACUUGAUAUUUAUAAGUGCGAGUCUUCUUUAUGACGUGAAUUGAUAUUAUGAUUGAUGUAAGCAGCAAGAAGAAUAUUUUAUUAACGAUAUUUCGUAAAUUGUAAUAAAUGUAUAGAAAUGAAAAAUCAACUGAGCGCGGUCUUCCACAUAACUUAGAUCGCUCAUCUUUAAACAGGACCUUUUUUUCAAUCUAAAGAAAAAAAUUUGUUACGGGGUGCCAUGGUGGAAAAUCAUAAAUUCUUUUUUUCUGAAACACACUAGUAUACAUGUAAAAAUAUACAGUGAUAUUUUUUAUUUUCUGUCGUUUACAUAAUGCUAAGAUUUGCAUAUAGAAAAAGAAGAGGCUUAAUAUUUAAAAAUAGAACAGAAUGUCACAAUGAUUUACCAAGUAAUCAGUGGGUGGCGUAUAUAAAGAUAACCGCAUAGUUUUUAAAUUUACGGAAGUCACAACCGAUUCUUCGGCAUCUUCGGCAUCGAUUAUAUAUAAUAUAUAGUAUAUACUUAUAGAUAUUAUAUAUUAUUGUAACUAGUGUCUUUUUAUUUUUGUCUCGCUGCAUUUGAUUGAAUGAUUAAAUAAAUUAUAAUGUAAUUACUAAUUGGAAAUAAUGGGCUCACGGUACGCGACAAGAGUUUUAUUUAUUUGGAUAAUGUUAUCGGUGUUCCAAUUGCAUUUUAUAUCUUGCUAAAUUUCUCCACGUAAAUAAUUUCGAAAAUGUCAGAGUAAAUAAAGAAAAAUUUUCUUUAACUUAAAAAUGAUACAAAAUUAGUAGAUCAACCAAGUUUAGUGGUACCGGACAUUUUAUAAUGUCUAAUACUAUCAUGUAACAAUAAAUGAAAUACAUUUUGAA
Messenger RNA from Neodiprion virginianus, 5816 nucleotides. It is a transcript of the gene Paip1, whose product is annotated as polyadenylate-binding protein-interacting protein 1. Lineage: Eukaryota; Metazoa; Arthropoda; Insecta; Hymenoptera; Diprionidae. Gene Ontology annotation, molecular function: translation activator activity. The coding region runs from base 659 to 2227 and encodes 522 amino acids. The transcript is spliced from 9 exons. Gene Ontology annotation, biological process: regulation of translational initiation. The record is from RefSeq and is a predicted model, not a curated record.